Messenger RNA from Cladophialophora yegresii CBS 114405, 1023 nucleotides. RefSeq lists its product as uncharacterized. NCBI's taxonomy places the organism in Eukaryota, Fungi, Ascomycota, Eurotiomycetes, Chaetothyriales, Herpotrichiellaceae. The record is from RefSeq and is a predicted model, not a curated record. The transcript is spliced from 4 exons. The coding region runs from base 1 to 1023 and encodes 340 amino acids.
AUGUCUCACCGCAACAUCUGCAUUACCGCCAUCGACGGCAACACCGGCUCCAGCAUCGCCAAAUAUAUCCUCGAGCACGAGAACUUCAAGAAGAAAGUCGGCACGAUCACGGGCCUGGCCCUCAACCAGAACGCACCCCUCGCCAAGGAGGUCCAAAAGCUAGGCGUCAAGAUCGUGCAGCACAAGCCCGGCCGCGUCAAGCAGAUGGUCGAGCAGUUGAAGUCGACGGGCGCGGACACGAUCUGUCUGAUCCCCCCUGCUUCGGAGAAGAAGAUGGAUAUCACGCGCGAACUGGUCGACGCGACGAAGAAGGCCGGGAUCCCGAACGUCUGUUUCAUCAGCUCCGCGGGCUGUGACUUGGCAGACCCCCAGAAGCAGCCCCGGCUGAGAGAGUUCAUUGAGCUGGAGACAAUGGUGCUUGCUGCGAAGGGCGAUCCCGAUACCCAGACGGGUCAUUCGCCCGUAGUGAUUCGGCCGGGCUUCUACGCCGAGAAUCUCCUCCUGUAUGCGCCCCAGAUGCAGCAGGAGCAGAGCAUUCCGCUGCCGAUCGGGGACAAGCAUAAAUUCGCGCCGAUGGGUAUCACGGACCUCGCGCAUGUUGCGGCUCAUGUCUUGACCGGCAAAGGGAAGCAUGGAUUCAGUGACAAGCAUCGAGGCCAGUUGAUGGUGCUUACUGGACCUCUGCUUUGUGCGGGAGAGGAGCUCGCGACAGCAGCGUCACAGGCACUGGGCACGGAGCUCGAGUUCGAGGACAUUUCCGAGAACGAAGCUCGCUCCAUUCUCGAAGAACAAUCGUCCCUUGACCCCUCUGAAAUCCAAUACUUGCUCGAGUACUACUCCCUAGUCCGCGAUGGCAAGACUAACUACAUCUCCACGACGGCGUAUCAUGACGUGACAGGUCAGCAUCCACUGGAGCCGCCGGAGUUCUUCAAUGAGAUGAAGAAGGUGUUCGAGAACGGGGGCGAAAAUGGGAAUCAUGAAGACGGACCGCCUGGCAAGAAGAGGAAGGUAGCGUCGAAGUAA